AUGGCCGACGUCGUCACCUACGACUGGCGCCUAACUCCAAUCAUGACCGCGUUCGACGGUGUGCGUCUUCAGACGCUCGGCGUGAACGGCAAGCCCAGCCACGAAGCCGUCAUCGAAGUGCAGCUCGGCCAAGAGGUUAAAGUCCACGUCACCAACAAGCUGUCCGAGCCCACGUGUCUGCACUGGCACGGCAUGAAGCAGCUCGGCACGCAGGAGAUGGACGGCAUGUGUGGCAUCUCGCAGUGCGCCAUCGAGCCCAACAGCUCGGCGACCUACCGCUACACGCCCGACAAGGCCGGCACCUUCUGGUGGCACAGUCACCACGGCACCCAGUACGCGUACGAUCUGCGAGGCCCGUUGAUCGUUAACGGGCCCGACACUAAAGCGAAGAAGCUCUGGGACCACGAGUACACCAUUCAGAUGGCGGCCAUCUACCACGCGCCGCCGCCUCCGGGGCCCCCGCUGUCGACCUUCGACUUCGUGCUGGGACGCAAGUAUCUGCUGCGGGUGAUCAACAUGGCCGCCAUGGGGACGUUCGAGUUCACCAUCGACGGCCACGAGUUCCAGGUCAUUGCCGCCGACGCGGAACCCGUGGCACCCACGAAGCUGCUCAACUCGAUCAUUGUCAACGUCGGCCAGCGCUACGACAUCAUCGUGCAGGCGAAGAAGGACACGCGGGGAGUGCGCUCCUUCUGGAUGCGGGCCAAAGGGUUGACCGGGUAUCCGUGGACGGCGCGGACGGCAAGCACGGGCACUGCUGGCUUCAACGAGGAGGGCUUGGCCAUUGUGCGCUAUGACUCGCGUAGCAGUAGCGCUGAGCCGACGACGCAGAAAGCGAAAACGACCCCUGACGAUCGCUCCUACAUGCGCUUCAACAUCAACACGACGAUCGGAACGGGCAUCGUCUCGCUGGACGGAGGCGAGUUCCAGACGCUGGUUGUCCCGGAUGAGCCGCCGCUCUUGAGCAUCGCGAGCGGAUUGACGACUGCCGAGCUGCCGCGCAGUGCCAACGCCCGAGCUAUCAGGUACGGCGACCAUGUGGAGGUGGUGCUCAGGAACGACGUGAUCGAGCAGCGCCCGUUCCACCUGCACUCGCACGUGGCGUGGGUGGUCGGCAGCGGCCACGCUUCAGCUCAGGACGUGUACAACAACAAACUGCCAGCGCCUAAGCUCAAAGGAGCCAUGAUGCGAGACGUGUACACCGUUCCACCCUGUGAGGUCGACGCCAAGGGCGUCUGCGUGAUCGUGGGCUACGUCGUGCUUCGGUUCAAGGCUGACAACCCGGGCGUCUGGAUGAUGCACUGCCACGUCGACUGGCACAUGGCCAUCGGCAUGGGGAUGGUCUUCGUGGAAGGCGAGGCGGAGCUGCCCAAGAAGGGCCCGAAGGCGUUUUCAAGCAGCUUGCUGAGCGUAUGCAAAAACAAAUCGACAGGUGGGGAUGUGGUGAAGGCCUACAGCAACGGAUAUCGGUCUUCGACAGCGAGAAACUACCGCGGCUCGAAGAAAAGCACCAAAAGCUCAAAGAGCUCAGCCAAGUAA
This is a messenger RNA of Phytophthora sojae, 1539 nucleotides long. RefSeq lists its product as hypothetical. Bases 1 to 1539 code for a protein of 512 amino acids. NCBI's taxonomy places the organism in Eukaryota, Oomycota, Peronosporomycetes, Peronosporales, Peronosporaceae. The record is from RefSeq and is a predicted model, not a curated record. Gene Ontology annotation, molecular function: oxidoreductase activity; copper ion binding. The transcript has 3 exons.